GUGCUUCAAUGUAUGCAUAGGAAUCUUUUCUCAAAUGUACUAAGCUGAUUUGGGUUUGGUCCCUCAGUCAGUUUAGUCGAACCGCAGCAUUCGAUCCGACGACGUCAGCUGCCGGACUACUUAAAAAUUAAAUUUUUCUUUCCCUAGAAUUUAAUUUUCCUAAACCAUAAGCAUGUCCGAUGAAGAGGAAUACACCUCUGAAGAAGAGGAGGAGGUCGUCGAGACUGUUGAGACGUAAAACUACUGUUAAGACCGAAGGUGAGGGAGAUCCAGAGUUCAUCAAGCGUCAAGAUCAAAAGCGUUCAGAUCUCGAUGAGCAGUUGAAGGAAUACAUCUCAGAAUGGCGCAAACAACGAGCUCGCGAAGAAGACGAGCUCAAGCGUCUCAAGGAGAAGCAAGCCAAGCGUAAGGUCACUCGUGCUGAGGAAGAACGCAAGAUGGCCCAACGCAAGAAGGAAGAGGAGGAGCGUCGUGUUCGAGAAAUCGAAGAGAAGAAACAGCGCGAUAUUGAGGAGAAGAGGCAACGUCUCGAAGAAGCUGAACGUAAGCGUCAAGCUAUGGUCCAAGCCAUGAAGGACAAGGACAAGAAGGGACCAAACUUCACCAUCGCCAAGAAGGACGCCAGCGUGCUUGGUUUGUCAUCAGCUGCUAUGGAACGUAACAAGACCAAGGAACAACUUGAAGAAGAGAAGAAAAUCUCUUUGUCGUUCCGUAUUAAGCCCCUUGACAUCGAGAACCUCAGCGAAGACAAGCUCCGACAAAAGGCCCAAGAACUCUGGGAAGCUAUUGUCAAAUUGGAAACUGAAAAGUAUGACUUGGAAGAAAGGCAAAAGCGUCAAGACUACGAUUUGAAAGAAUUGAAAGAAAGACAAAAGCAGCAGCUCAGGCACAAAGCCUUGAAGAAAGGUUUGGACCCUGAAGCUCUUACUGGAAAAUACCCGCCUAAAAUCCAAGUCGCCUCCAAAUAUGAACGACGUGUAGAUACCCGUUCAUACGAUGACAAGAAGAAACUCUUCGAAGGUGGAUAUGAAACACUAUACAAAGAAACAGCUGAAAAAAGGUGGCAGCAAAGACAUGAACGUUUUAUGCAGCGCACUAGAACCAAGCUACCAAAAUGGUUCGGCGAACGACCAGGCAGGAAACAAGGAGAUCCAGAAACACCAGAGGGUGAGGAAGAUGUCAAGGCUGAUGAAGACGUCGUCGAAGAUGAGGAAGAGGUAGAGGAAGUUGUUGAGGAAGAGGAAGAAGAGGAGGAGGAAGAAGAGGAAGAAGAAGAGGAGGAGGAAGAGGAAGAAGAAGAGGAAGAAGAAUAAAUCAACCUCUAAACUCUAGCUUAAUUUUUCAAGAAAUCCUACCAACCAUUCGAUCAACAUCUUUCGAAACUUCUAUACGGUUUUAUGACUACUGAUGAUAAACAACAACUAUACAAAAAUAAUUCCUCUAUCUGACUGUGUACCGCCCGUGUCAGUUAUCCAAUUAUAAUUAAGUGUCAUCAGUUAAUUAUAAUUCGUUUCAUUCUUUCAUGUAUUUUUAUUUAAAGCAAAAAAACUGAAAAAUAAAGUAAAUCUUUUAUUAUAAUUAAGUCAAAACAAAUAUAAAAAGUUAUUGUAAA
Hermetia illucens (black soldier fly) is the source of this 1612-nucleotide messenger RNA. It is a transcript of the gene TpnT, whose product is annotated as troponin T, skeletal muscle. Gene Ontology annotation, biological process: sarcomere organization; regulation of muscle contraction; muscle contraction. Gene Ontology annotation, molecular function: tropomyosin binding. NCBI's taxonomy places the organism in Eukaryota, Metazoa, Arthropoda, Insecta, Diptera, Stratiomyidae. Gene Ontology annotation, cellular component: troponin complex. The transcript has 10 exons. The coding region runs from base 180 to 1313 and encodes 377 amino acids. The record is from RefSeq and is a predicted model, not a curated record.